This is a messenger RNA of Sabethes cyaneus, 4806 nucleotides long. It is a transcript of the gene sdt, whose product is annotated as protein PALS1. The record is from RefSeq and is a predicted model, not a curated record. Gene Ontology annotation, biological process: establishment or maintenance of epithelial cell apical/basal polarity; morphogenesis of an epithelial sheet; protein localization to plasma membrane. Gene Ontology annotation, molecular function: protein binding. Gene Ontology annotation, cellular component: plasma membrane; adherens junction. The coding region runs from base 1710 to 3863 and encodes 717 amino acids. NCBI's taxonomy places the organism in Eukaryota, Metazoa, Arthropoda, Insecta, Diptera, Culicidae. The transcript has 8 exons.
GGGUUUUGGACACCGUGUUUUGUUUGUUUGUCGUACCGAUUGGGUGCCUUCCAGACCUUAAACACGUUUUUUGGACAAAUUAAAUGGAAGAAUCCGCCUUCUUCACCCGUGAAAAUUUCGGCCACCGCUUGAAUAGACUCAGCACCUUCCCGGUCUUUAUAUGGUGUUCUGCUUCUGCCUGACCGCCGAUGGGUCGUCGGGGUCUCCUUGAAUGACUUUCGCAUCCAGGACACUAUUGAAUGACGGAUUGGUGGUGAUAUUCCGCCAACGUAAACACACUCUUACAUAGUUUAAGUCAAAAUUUCAACAAUUUAUCAAAAUACAGUCAAAUUUCCAAUCAUCCAUCCAAUUUUAUCCAUAUCCUUAAGACUAAUCGUGUAUCUCACUUUUUUAGAGUACCUAGCCAAGUUCUCCAUUGUGUCAUUGCUUAGAUAUUAUUUCCGAGCUUUUUUUUCCUCUUCCUCUUCCAUUCACUUCCUGCCAUUCCCCAUCAAACUAUUAUUUCUUCUUUAUUUCUUUCAUUGUUGAAUGUUUCAUUUUUUCUUUAAUAGGUAUACAGUAACCGUAUAUAAAAGAACACUUGUUGUUUGACAACUUUCAUUGCUAGGAUCGCUAUUCGCAGCAAUUAGCUUUUAAAUUUUUCAAUAGAUCAUCAAACGUAACAAGAGCUUAUUUCGAUUUCUGAGGAACGAUUAUAGAAGUGAAACAAAGUCUAGGCACUACAUGUUACGGUUUCGAAACUUGACUUUCUGUUUUUGUUCAACAGACUUCGCAGCCAGCUGUUAGAGUGCAGGACAAUUGCGGGGCUAGUGCUACAAUCCUCCUAUUGACUCUAACAGCCUCUCCAAGCUGAGAUUCGAACAUACCACGACUGGAUUGUUAGACCAGCGGCGUACCUCGAGGCUAUCUUGGAGGACCUUUAUACUGCAAUAUAUUUAAAAUUUAACAGCCGUUGCUGAUUUAUCUUAUCUACCGCUAUCUACUAGUAGGAUUCAUUUAAUGGCGAUAUCAUCGAAGUCUUUUCUUUCUAAUUUGUUUGCAUUCUUAGCAUGGCAAACGGCUUAUCAAAUAAAGGUUUUAUGUCUUCCAUUGAAACUAAAAUAGCAGUGUUUCCAAUAUGUAUAAUCUUGUAAAAAACUACAGAAAUAUUAGAAGUGUUGGCAUUAUAUCAUGCUAUAUUGUUAUUUUUCCUCUCACCUAAGUGUUUACAAAAAAAGUUUUUCUUAAAAAGAAAUCACCACACAAGAUUCAUCAUUUCUACACCUUUGUUAAGGCAGUGGCAAUUAAAUUUUUACAACUGUCAUUUUCACGAGACAUGAUUUACUACCUAUAGUUUUUCCUCCUCAACCGACCAUCAUUUCUAUUUUUAAUGACGAUAUUAUCAGUUGUGUAAAUACAACACAAAGCACUACGGAGACGGAUGCUUCUGGUUUAACAAUGCCGUGCAAGUGUGCGCACAGCACGCAUCUGUUUCUAAGUACGACCUUGCCGAUUGCCAAUCAACUAUGUAUCUCUAGUUUCCCUCGUCAAUUAAACGACCAAACGGCGACGUUGAAGCACUUUCUCCUGCAAAUUCGAGGCCUCAAGCCAUUCAAGCCAACACAUUCGAUUUUUGACCUAGUAUUUAGGUGAAUGGAUAAGAAUCUGGCCAAUUUUUUUACACUGCAACUGAAAAGGAAAAAUUGUUAACAGAACGAACGUAACGUACCAUGAUUGUGGCCGAUUACGGUGGCAAUGGGAAGAUUGCCAGCGAUAACGGAGGCAACAGUCUCAUACAAUCCAACUCUUUCUACAGGCAAAAACAGGAACAACUGCGUAGACGUCGAGAAGAGGAAGAACGAAUAGCAGCUCAGAAUGAUUUUCUCCGGAACAGCCUGCGAGGCUCCCAACGAUUGCGGGCAUUGCAGGACAACCCGGUUGUUGAGAAGCCAGUCAUCGGUGUUGAUAACGAAGCGUACGCAGAUGACGAAGAAGCGGAAAAAAUUAUCGGGUACGGUGAACUGGUAUCAGCGCUGCAUCGAUUGCAGGGUCACCUCAAUAAGCACGGCUUAGCCGCACUCGCUGGUAGAGUAACGGCGGCGCAAACUCUGCUGCUUGGACCUGGGAUUGCUCGUGCUCUCGCCGCACGAACAGCCGUACUGGAACGACGACGGCCUAAAGUACAGAAUCCCAUUUGCUCAAAUGCUCAGGCACUCGCCAAGGACUGCGUUGAAUCGUUGGCCCAGUCCAGUUCACCGGCUGCAAUAGAACUAUGUGAUCUGCUAUCAACGUAUGAAAUGGAAGGACUGCUGCUCGCACAUGAUCGUGUUGCCUCGACCACCGAUCGUACACCUGCCUACGGCGUCAGUGCUGUCGCCGUGAAUCCUGCGGUGCCAUUGCCCAUGAACAAUAAUGCAAUGAUCAGUGCUACACCGGUCAAAUCCACAUCAGUUAUGCCAUCUAUUCCAAAUAACACUAGCUUAGUAAAUAACAAUAACAACAACAUAGCCAAGCGUGAACCGAUGAGUGUUCCACUUGGAGUACUACGCGACGGUAGUCAGGAUCACAUUAGGAUAAUCCAGAUAGAAAAGUCAUCGGAGCCGCUCGGUGCUACUAUACGCAACGAAGGUGAAGCGGUUAUAAUCGGCCGCGUGGUGCGGGGCGGCGCAGCCGAGAAAUCUGGACUGCUGCACCAGAAUGACGAAAUUCUUGAGGUGAACGGAAUCGAAAUGCGCGGAAAGUCUGUCAAUGAUGUGUGCGCUCUUCUCGGUGCGAUGACCGGAACACUAACGUUCCUAGUGGUGCCUGCCGGUGCAUCACCGAUGGUUCCUGGCAUGCGGGAUCCACCGGUUCUACAUGUACGGGCUCAUUUCGACUACGAUCCAGAGGACGAUCUGUACAUUCCAUGCCGCGAGCUUGGCAUCAGUUUCCAGAAAGGGGAUGUGCUGCACGUGAUAUCUCGUGACGAUUCAAAUUGGUGGCAAGCUUAUCGCGAAGGCGAGGAAGACCAAACUCUUGCCGGACUGAUACCUAGCCAACCGUUCCAGCAUCAACGCGAAUCGAUGAAGCUGGCCAUAGCAGGUGAAGUGGGAUUAAGAACAAGAAAGGAUGCCAACGGUAAGGCGGGAGGUUCUACAUUGCUCUGUGCUCGCAAAGGGCGAAAGAAAAAGAAGAAAGCAAGUAGCGAACAUGGCUAUCCCCUGUACGCAACGGCAACCGCCGAAGACCCAGAUCCGGAGGAAAUUCUUACAUACGAAGAGGUUGCACUUUACUAUCCACGGGCGUCCCACAAACGACCGAUCGUCCUGAUCGGUCCCCCCAACAUUGGACGUCACGAGCUUCGGCAACGUUUGAUGGCCGAUUCGGAACGGUUCGCUGCUGCCAUACCUCAUACAUCUCGACCCCAACGGGAAGGGGAAAUUCCCGGCCAAGACUAUCACUUUAUUUCGCGACAGCAGUUCGAAUCGGAUAUACUAGCGAGAAAGUUCGUUGAACAUGGCGAAUAUGAGAAAGCGUAUUACGGAACAUCGUUGGAGGCGAUCCGUGCGGUGGUGGCCAGCGGUAAAAUAUGCGUACUCAAUCUGCAUCCCCAGAGCCUGAAGCUUCUGCGGUCCUCAGAUCUGAAGCCAUACACGGUGCUCGUUGCGCCACCCAGUUUGGAAAAGCUUCGUCAAAAGCGAAUACGAACUGGUGAACCGUACAAGGAGGAAGAACUGAAGGAAAUUAUCGCCACGGCCCGCGACAUGGAAGCCCGAUGGGGUCAUUUGUUCGACAUGAUCAUUAUCAACAAUGACACAGAACGGGCGUACCAUCAGCUGUUAGCCGAGAUCAAUUCGCUAGAACGAGAACCACAAUGGGUGCCAAGUAGCUGGCUGCAUAACUAAUUUAAGUCAGUGAUGCGUUUUCUACUUAUAUAUUUGUAACUUUUGUUGUUUUGUAAAAAAAGGAAACUAUCGGUUAAGUCUGAUACUAAUUAGUGAGCAUGAAGGUAAAUUAUCGUAAUUUAUGUAAGUAGAACCCUAACACAUUAUAUGAAAGGAAAACGUCCCUUUUGUAUUACAAUAUAUAAAAAUACAGCUGGGGCGACGAAACAUGAAUAAUGAGAAUCAAAAUACUUCUAGGAGCAUAAAAAUAAAUUCCAAUUGAUAAAUAUACGAUAAGCGACGUUGUUAUUUUCGUUUUUGAAACAGAGUAUAAAAAGUUUAUUUUAUAUCUAGCUUAUUCCAUGUAAAAAGUACAUAGAAGGAUUGUUUUAUAUGUAUAAAUUUUAUUUAUCUGUCCAAUAUUUUUACAGUUAUAUCGAUAAAAACAACUGAACACAAUAAAAGCAAUUUCUAAAUGUUAAAAAGGAAACUUAGAAAAAAUACAGUCAGAACUCAGAAACCCUUUACAUAAUUCAAUAGACGUAACGCAUUACAAUAUUUAAUCUCUACAAGACAAAAAAAACGACAAAAACUAUUCGAUCCGGCUCGCAAAAUAUUUAGAAAAAUAACAACAAAAAAAAGUAUUCGUGUUCACAAUUUACUCUAGAAGAACGAAAGAACAAACUAGUGGUAACAAAUUGAGGAGAACAUGCCAGUACAGAAAGAUAGCGAAUCCAGCUUAAAUUCAUCCACAAAACAGUGUUAAAAACCGAUAUUUUUGAUACGUAUUCAAGUAACGUCGAAGAUCGUUUGCAGUUAGCUGCCGAUUAGUUUGCGACAUUAAACACAUUCUCUCCGGUCCGACAAAGCCGCCUUCGAAAGUAAAAGUAAACAUGAACAAAAGAAUAUUACGCUCAAUAUUAUGCAUGUAUAGUUGUAAUAACGAAUAAUAAAAACCACCAGA